Tympanuchus pallidicinctus (lesser prairie-chicken) is the source of this 7680-nucleotide messenger RNA. RefSeq names its product growth regulating estrogen receptor binding 1 (gene GREB1). Lineage: Eukaryota; Metazoa; Chordata; Aves; Galliformes; Phasianidae. Gene Ontology annotation, biological process: multicellular organism development. The transcript is spliced from 33 exons. The record is from RefSeq and is a predicted model, not a curated record. The coding region runs from base 227 to 6052 and encodes 1941 amino acids.
AAAGCAACACACAAAAGCCGAAUGGGAGCCAAGGCAGAGCUGCCUGACUAGCCAUAGGGUCAGGGUUCUGUGCUGUAGAAAUAGUGAAGCAUAUUGCCUGAGCUAUGCUGGGAGCUGCUGAUAAGGGAUUUUUUCUCCAGUAACACCUGCAAAGUUUAAGAGAUCCCAAAGGAAAAUCAGACAAAUCUGCAUCAGAAUACAUUGUUUCCUGCAGAGGAAUGUGAAGAUGGGAAAUUCUUACGCCGGACAGCUCAAGACAACAAGGUUUGAAGAAGUGUUGCAUAAUUCUAUCGAGGCCUCUCUCCGCUCAAACAACUUAGUUCCAAGGCCGAUCUUCUCUCAGUUGUACUUGGAAGCUGAACAGCAGCUGUCGUUGCUGGAAGCAGGCAGCAGAGCAGAUAAUGAGGAAGAGGAAGAAGAGGAGGAAGAAGAAGGCUCAGAGUCAAGCAGUCCUGUUUCUUACCAGAUGAAGCCUCCCCCAGAGGGUUGUUGCACUACUGAUGGUUUCUGCCAGGCUGGUAAAGAUUUGAGACUGGUUUCAAUUUCCAACGAACAUAUUGAGGUACCAUCAGGGUUUUUACUUGUUGGUGCCAAGUCACCAAAUUUACCUGAUCACCUCUUAGUGUGUGCUGUGGAUAAAAGAUUUCUUCCAGAUGAUAAUGGGCGCAAUGCCCUGUUGGGCUUCUCUGGCAAUUGUGUUGGCUGUGGCAAGAAAGGUUUCUGCUACUUUACGGAAUUCUCAAAUCACAUUAACCUUAAACUGACCACUCAGCCCAAGAAACAGAAACACUUAAAGUAUUAUCUGGUCAGGAAUGCACAGGGAGCUCUGACGAAAGGAUCUGUAAUCUGCUGGAAAGGGGCAGAACUCAGAGGGCGGCAGUCCUUGUCCAGCACCUGCUCAGGCACGGGGUGCCAACUGCCAGAGAGCGCAGGCCUCUCCGGGAGCACCGCGACCGAGCCUCCCCCAAACCCUGCGCCUGGGACUCCACAAACAGCUACAGCCAUAGAUCAUAUCCCAUCAACAGCAGCAUUCGGCUCAGCAGCUUAUAAUGGCAAGGAAUCUCCUAAACAACAGUUGGCGAAAAAUAACCUAUCUGCUUUGACAAGGCCAUCGGUGUUAGGCACUUUGACAAAUUCAGGGCCUCCAAAAAAACGCCAUAAAGGUUGGUCACCAGAGUCUCCAUCAUCCACUGAAACUUGGAACUUGCCGCUCAACCCACAGGCUCCAAAUAGAAUUAAAAAUGAUGGAGGAAGCCUAUCAUCUCUACCGCAUUCUGCUUUGGUGGGGCCAGCAUCAUCUCCAAUCGUGGGCUCAGGAGAGCCUGUCUCAGUUCCUGACAACCUGCUGAAAAUCUGUAAAGCAAAGCCAGUUAUUUUCAAAGGUCAUGGAAAUUUCCCGUAUCUUUGCGGGAACAUUAAUGAUGUGAUAGUGAGUCCUCUGCUGUAUACCUGUUACAGAAAUUCACAGUCUUUAUCUAGAGCAUAUGAACAAUAUGGUGCCCCGACAAUACAGCCCAUUUCAGAAGAGAUGCAGCUCUUGUUGACUGUCUACUACCUUGUUCAGCUAGCUUCAGACCAAGUUCCUCUUAUUGAGGAUUUAGAACAAAUAUUCAUGCGUUCUUGGCGAGAGUCGCACCUAUCUGAAAUCCGUCAGUACCAACAGAUGAUUCCGCAGACCUUUCCUCAAGUGCCCAGCCAGAUCGCCCCAGUGACCUCAGCCCAGCUCCCCUGGCUGGCAGGGCUGGCAGCCAGCUCCUGUAAUGACAGCGUUCACAUCAUUGAGUGCAGCUAUUCUCUGGCUGAAGGGCUUUCAGAAAUGUUUAAGCUGCUCAUCGAAGGAAAAUUAAUAAAGACAAACUAUGUGGUGAUCAUCUGUGCUAGCAGAAAUAGAGCCAUUGAUUCCUGCAUUGUGAUAACAGGAAAGUAUCAGGCAAGAAUUCUGUCUGAGGGCAUGCUCACUCCUUCAGACUACCAAAAAGAAGUGAACUAUCAGCUGGUCACAGGCAAAGUGGAAUCUCUGGGGUCCUUCUUCAGCACCCUCUGCCCAGAGGGUGACAUCGAUCUUUUGCUGGAGAAAUUUUAUCAGGAAAACCAAGGGCACAUCUCUUCAUCACUGUCUGCUUCAGCAAAUAAAUCAACAGCACUGAAUGGAACAGGAGCAGCUGUGUGUACAAGUUAUGAGAUUGAACGACAUCAGAUUCGACCAUUCCAGCUGGCAGUAGCUCAGAAACUGCUGUCUCAUAUUUGCUCAAUUGCUGACUCCAGCACUCAAAAUCUUGAUUUGGGUUCCUUUGAGAAAAUUGAUUUCUUGAUUUGUGUUCCACCCUCUGAAGUGACUUAUCAGCAGACUUUGUUUCAUCUCUGGCAUUCAGGUAUUUUAUUAGAACUUGGGUUGGAGAAGCAGCAUCUUACGAAGCAGAAGGUGGAACAGUAUGUUCUGAAACUAGACGCAGAAGCCCAGAUUAAGUUCAAAGUCUUUCUGCAAAACUCUAUGCAGAAUCCACACACACUGUUUGUCCUAAUCCAUGAUCAUGCACACUGGGAUCUAAUGAGUGCUAUGCAUAGCCUUUAUCCUCAGACAGAACUGUCUACGGGACUUGUUGAUAGACUGUUGAACUGCAGGGAGGUGAAAGAGGCGCCCAACAUUGUGACGCUCCAUGUGACUUCCUUUCCUUAUGCGCUGCAGACGCAGCACACUCACAUCAGCCCUUACAAUGAGAUCCACUGGCCUUCUUCAUACAGCAAUGGUGUAGAUUUAUAUCAUGAAAACAAGAAAUACUUUGGACUGUCAGAAUUCAUUGAAUCCACUCUGUCUGGGCAUAGUAUCCCACUGCUUCGGUAUGACAGCUCUUUUGAAGCAAUGGUCAUGGCUCUGGGAAAGAGGUUUCCCAGAUUACACAGUGCAGUGAUAAGGACUUUUGUCCUCAUACAACACUACUCUGCAGCUAUGAUGGCAGUGUGUGGUCUUUCUCAGAUGAAGAAUUACACCUCAGUUGAAACUCUGGAAAUCACCCAAAACCUAAUAAACUCUUCAAGACAGUGUCCUAGUGGUCAUGGCCUCAUGGUAGUGUUGAGAAUUCCAUGUACCCCACUGGCUGCAGUGGCAUAUGAACGUCUGUAUAAUGUAAGGGAAAGACUAGCCCUUGAAGAUAACUUUGAAAUAAUCUUGGGAAAUCCUAAUUCUGGAAUCACUAUAGGGAAGCACUUUGUGGAGCAACUAAAGGUCUGGCAGAAAAUUGAAGAUGUAGAUUGGAGGCCACAGACCUAUUUGGAACUGGAAGGUUUGCCCUGUAUAUUAAUAUUCAGUGGUAUGGAUCCACAAGGGGAGUCUUUACCACGAUCACUGAGAUACUGUGACCUACGUUUAAUAAAUUCAUCUUCUUUAGUAAGGACAACUUUGGAGCAAGAGCUUGGUUUGGCAGCAUACUUUGUGAGCUCAGAAAUUCACACUGAGAAAGCAGUUGUGAAUGAUGUGUUGGAAAGCGACCCAGAGAAACUAAGCAGCACUGAUAAUGAAGAUGAAGAAAUAGCAACAGAAGGUUCUACUUCAGAAAAGAGAAGUCCUAUGAAAAGAGAAAGAUCUCACUCUCAUGACUCUGCAUCUUCAUCUCUCUCUUCAAAAGCUUCCAUUACAGCAUUCUGCAGCGAGCCAUCUCCUCCUUUAGUAACAGCAGGAGACAGAGCAAAAUCCCCCCACCAAGUCCUAAGUAACAGCACCGAAGAAACUACAAAUAGCCAUGAGAAGCAGAAGCAGAAGGUAGACAAGGGGGCACAAACAACAAUCAGCAAACACUUACCUCCGGGAAAUGAACAACCUGAUACAAAACAAAACCUAAAAAGUGCCCAAAUUUCCAUCACCUCCUCAUCUUCCUCACCUUUCUCUUCCUCUUCUUCCUCCUCUGCACCUACUCAUAACUCCUUCAUCUUACAGACCUCUCAAUGCUUCAUGACUAAAUCAUCAAAACAGCCUCCCAUAGUUUUCCUGCCCAAACUGGUUUAUGACAUUAUUACCUCUACGGACAGCAGUGGACUUCCAAAAUCAUCUUCCCUUUUGCCUUACCACUCUGUGAUGUGGGCAAGUUCUUUUCGUCCUCUUAUGAGUAAGAUGAUGACUUGCACAGAGCAGUCUCUAUACUACCGCCAAUGGACAGUGCCCAAGCCAAUCCAUAUGGACUACAAUAAUAGAAAUGAGGGCAGAAUGGACACCUUUCACCCAAGGAGACUGCUGCUGAGUGGGCCACCACAGAUAGGGAAAACAGGUGCCUACCUGCAGUUCCUCAGUAUUUUGUCCAGAAUGCUGAUCAGGCUGACGGAAGUGGAUGUUUAUGAUGAGGAAGAAAUCAACAUUAACAUAAAAGAAGAAUCAGAUCAAUGCUACCAUCAGCCUGGAGAUACAUGGCCAGAUUUGGAGAUGUUUAAGAAGAUCCCUUUUGACUAUACUAUCCAUGACCCAAAAUAUGAAGAUGCAAGUCUGAUUUGUUCCAAGCUUCAGGCUGUAAACAGUGAAGACAGACCCAUUAGCAGAAGGCAGGAGGAUAUGUACACCCACCGUCAAACAACUAGAAUGAGAUUAUCCAAGUAUGCAGCGUAUAACACCUACCAUCACUGUGAACAGUGCCAUCAAUAUAUGGGUUUCAAUCCCAGAUACCAGCUUUAUGAGUCCACUCUGCAUGCAUUUGCCUUUUCCUAUUCCAUGCUGGGAGAAGAGAUCCAGCUUCAUUUUAUCAUUCCAAAGUCAAAGGAGCAUCAUUUUGUCUUUAGCCAACCAGGAAGACAACUGGAAAGCAUGAGGCUGCCACUAGUCACAGAUAAGAGUGAAGAUUUCAUAAAAAGCCCCACUUUUACUCCCACCACUGGGCGCCAUGAACAUGGGCUUUUCAAUUUAUAUCAUGCAAUGGAUGGAGCCAGUCAUCUGCAUGUUUUAGUUGUCAAGGAAUACGAAAUGGCCAUAUAUAAAAAGUAUUGGCCCAAUCACAUUAUGCUUGUUCUUCCAAGCAUUUUCAACAGUGCAGGAGUGGGUGCGGCACACUUCCUGAUCAAAGAGCUGUCUUAUCAUAACUUGGAGCUAGAACGAAAUCGGCAGGAGGAGCUGGGCAUCAAGCCGCAGGACAUUUGGCCUUUCAUUGUCAUUUCAGAUGACUCCUGUGUUAUGUGGAAUGCAGUAGAAGUUGAUUGUUCAGGAGACAGGAAAAGCGACUAUACAUGGACUGAAAGGAAUGUUUCAUUGAAGCACAUUCUGCAACGUAUUGAAGCAACUCCUAACGUCACUCACUAUGCUUUAAUUGGGAUGAGAAAAUGGUCCAGUAAAACAAACACUUCUGACAUCAAGGAACCAUUCUCGUGUUGCCACGUCCAUGAUUUCAUUAUGCUAAAUGUUGAUCUGACACAGAAUGUCCAAUACAAUCAGAACAGAUUUACCUGUGAUGAUGUUGACUUCAACUUGCGUGUCCACAGUGCUGGCCUUCUUAUUUGUCGGUUCAAUCACUUCAGUGUCAUGAAAAAGCAAAUUGCAGUAGGAGGACAAAGAUCCUUCCACAUUAAGUCCAAGGUAUCUGACAUUCCAGUUUCAAUCUCACCUGCUCAAUACAUUUGUGCUCCUGACAGCAAGCAUACCUUCUUGUCAGCACCUGCCCAGUUACUCCUAGAAAAAUACCUCCAGUAUCACAGCCAUCGCUUCUUCCCUCUCUCACUGAAGAAUUAUAGACAUCCAGUGCUCUCUGUUGACUGUUACCUCAACUUAGGACCGCAGAUUGCAGUUUGCUAUGUGAGUUCACGGCCUCACUCUCUGAAUAUCAGUUCCUCUGGUUUGACAUUCAGUGGUCUCCUGCUGUACCUCUGUGACUCCUUUGUUGUAGCUAGCUUUUUGAAGAAGUUCCAUUUUCUUAAAGGUGCCACCCUGUGUGUUAUUUGUCAAGAUCGGAAUUCUCUUCGCCAGACUGUUGUCCGGCUGGAGCUGGAAGAUGAAUGGCAGUUUCGAUUGAGGGAUGAAUUCCAGACUGCCAACGCAAAAGAGGACAGGCCACUUUUCUUCCUGACUGGACGACAUAUUUAAUAGAAACUAGACACUUUUCCUGAAUAACUAGGGGAAAAAAAAAAAGAAGAAGAAGAAGAAGAAGAAGAAGAAGAAGAAUGAUACAGGAGACUAAUUGCCAGCAUCUCAUGAAAUGGCUUUCGAGAGGCUGUGCUUUCUGAGGAGAAACAGGACUUGCCAUUGUCUAUUAGAAUCAAUUUAUCCUCUUAUUUCCAAGCACUGUAAGUGGAUUUUCUAAUUUAAUCGUCUGACGGAGGUAAUUCUUGAUUCCUGGGAAGGACAGAGAAACUCAUUAUUCCUUGUGGCAGCAAAACAUUUCAAUCAGAAGGGAAAUCAAUGAAUGCAUUUCUUCUGACACAAAAAAGACCACACACAAGUUGAUAAGCAAGAGUUUUAGAAAACUUGUGUUCAUUCCAGAAAUAGGAAAUGUAAAUGUAGGAACAGGUUUUGAUUUUGUUUUACAAGUCUUAUUUAUCUAACAGUUGGCACAAGGCAACAGGAAUUGUUACAGCCUUGUAGAAUAUUGCUCUUAAUUGAUCCAGGUAGGCUUUUUAAUCAAGAUAUGUAAAGUAUAAUUCUUAAAGAAUGGGAGCCCAGUUGGAGUCUUAUUUUUUUUAACAGAUGCCAACUGGAUAGUUUUAGUAUACGGGAAUCUUGGGAUGGCAGCAUAAUCACAUGUCUGAAUUUCAUAGCAUAAGGAAGAGCCAGGAAAUUUGACAAUGAAAUCUGAACGUUUAAACAUGAAAAUGAAACUGCUUGGCACAACUGAGAACACCAAAUGGUGAGAUUUACCUGCAAGUGAUUUUUACAUCUAGAACAUUGAUGUUUUUGUUUUCUGACUAAAUUCUUGCACUGACUACAAGCUUCAAGGUAGGCCCAGUGCAUUCAAGACAGUGGAUCAGAUGGUUCUGAAACUUUCCUAAUACACUUACUGGGGAUAUUUUCUUGCCAAGGUGCAUUAAAAAAGUGAGAAAAUACAGACUAAUUUAGGUGGCCAUACAAGAGCAUGUCCUAGAAAGGCACCGGGCAUCACAGUAUUUUUGUGCUCUCUAUAUGUGAAGUCAGUGAUCACAAUCCUUGUCUAGGAUUUUGGAAGUAUUCUCUAAGUUUCAGAUUUCGUGUUUAUUUUUAUAGAAUCUGUGUAAACUUCAUUCAGUCUGGAUGCAGGAAGGGUAAGUAUAGACAUUUCCAGAAGGUGUCUAAUAUUUGGGCAGUCUUUCUUGCUGGAUACACCAAUGAGAGUAUCAUUGAUUUUUAUAUUGAUGAAAUGCCAUUAGGUGCCUGAAGCCUUUACAGUAUCAGUCUUGAAAUGAUGACAUGAAUAUGGCUGUGCCAAAGAGCAAAUUGCAUAGCGUUUACAAGGAAAAGGUAAUUUCAGUAAAUACAAGAGACUUGACUGCUGUUUACAAGAGACAGACUGCUAUUUGCAAGAUAACUGCUAGAAAUCAGUGUGCUUAUGUAUUCUGUUGUUUUUCCUUCAGAGUGAGAUUGGCUUUGUUUAAGUUUUGGGAAGGAAGAUGGACAUUGUCUUAUGUAAAUAGCACCACCUGUGCAGUUUUCACCUGUUGGUUAGUUAAUUUAAACUUUUUAAAGGAAUGUGACAUUCUUGUCCAAACUAUUCUUUAUAAAUAAAGUCAAUACUGCAUGGA